UCGCGUAGGAUCCUCUUUUUACCAGGUCCAGGAGCCCAAGCAACAGCGAGACUCCCCGAAACCCAAGAAAGUGUCGUCGCGUUCUGUUUUUGUCAUGAAUCGAGAAGCGAAACGCGACACCACGCCCAGAAGCCCCUCUUCCCCCUCGUCUUCGACCACCUCCUUCGACUCCCCAGGAAGCGAGAGAGACCCCCAUCCCCCUCCUUCUCUCUCGCCGCCGGCGCCGGCCAUGUCCGCCGUGCUCUCUCCCCUCAUCGCCGCCCAGCUGAACUACCUCCUCGCCCACUCCCCUCUCCCUCUCAAGGUCGGACCGGUGUGGGCCGGAAGCAAGAACGGCCGCUACGCUGACCGCUUCACCCUUCUCGUCCCCUUCUGCCUUGAUUACAUCAAGUGGGAUGUUAUAUACAAUGCGGGGUACCCGUCGGUGCCGCCGGACAUUGUAUUUCCACCGGAAGAUGACGACUUUCACCCCUUGAUUCCUGUUGGUGAUGUCAAGGACGAGAAGGAAGGGGAGGGGGAUGUGCACUUGAGGAAGAGCAGCUUGAGCGAUUGGAACAGUAAAGACCCUUCUCGGCUGCUGGCUCUUGUCCAUGAAUUGAGGGAUUUAUACAUGCGCUACCAGAAGAAGCGGAUCGAGGAGCUUGAUGAUGCGAGGCUGAAGUUUGAAAUAAGCACGAUUCUCUCAAGAGAGGGGAUUGAAGUCUGUAUGAUUUCUUCACCUGACAGGUCAGAGGAGGUAAAGUUUGCUGUCCCCUUACUGGAUAUAGACUUGAACAAGUUGGUGCUUGCAUGUCCUUGGAGACAUCAGCAAAAGAUCUACUUACAGGUUGUAUUUCCUGUACGCAGAAGUUAUUCCUCUGCUCCUUCUGCUCCACGCAUAAAAUUAGUCUCUUCUUCAGAGCUGAGGAGUUUGUUCUCUGUAGAAGAUGUCAAACUUCCAACAUGGUUAGAUGGGAUGUGUAUGGCUGAAUAUCUUCCCAAUUUAGAAGAAAAUCUCAAAACUCAGGUUGUGGAGGCAGUUGCUUCAGUUGGUGCUAGAAGACGUUUUAUUGAGGCAUUGCCCUCACUAUUUGGAAGGCCACUAGAAGCUGAUCCGGUUUUUUGCAGGAGAGCCACGGUGCUUGUUGUCUCUGGUGUUUUCACAUUUCUGGUUCAUUUUUCAAUUCCCACUCAGUUCCCCAAGCAACAGCCUAUCUUGACAUUGCAAAGUUCUCAGCAUUUUAAUUCUCAAGGCACCCCGAUAUUUUCACCUCCUAUAAAUGAUUAUCCGUGGAGUCCCAGAUGGGAUGUGCCGGAGAUGGUUGAGCGCAUCUUUGACUUUCUGGUUGACGAAUGUUUGAACUUCAAGAAAUAUUGUAAUGAUACCAUGCCUCAGCAACAGUAGCAUGAUCCUAUAUGAGAAAUGCUGCGCUUAUACACCAGGUGAAGCAUGAGUUGCACAAACUUUUCUCGUAGAAGCAUUGUGGUAGUUCCCACAUUUUAGCACAAGAAAAGGGUCAAUGAAGUUUUUUAGGUCGUGUAUACUUGACAUCCUGGAAGUAAAUGUAACCAUUGGUUUGCAGCUUUUGGACAUUCUCCUGCAAUGUUUGUUUUGCUCAUGUGAGCUCAUUAGGAAUUUUGUGUUGUAUCGUGGCAUGAAUAUUGUAUAGUCAGGUCAUUUGUGUACCUUAUAUGGCCUUUCUAUUCAUUUGAUGUCCAAAUCUUCUACCAUUUAGCUACUUGUUAGUAGGAUCGCUGUUGGUAAUAUCUUAUUAAAAUGAUAAGUGGCCUAUUAGAUCC
Messenger RNA from Elaeis guineensis (African oil palm), 1779 nucleotides. RefSeq lists its product as uncharacterized. Gene Ontology annotation, biological process: double-strand break repair. Gene Ontology annotation, cellular component: BRCA1-A complex; BRISC complex. The record is from RefSeq and is a predicted model, not a curated record. NCBI's taxonomy places the organism in Eukaryota, Viridiplantae, Streptophyta, Magnoliopsida, Arecales, Arecaceae.